AUGACGGAAGACGAGCUCGACAAGCUUCUCAAGCAAGAAGAGUCCGCCUUCUCUAAGGAGCUUGAGGUAGAGCGCAUCUUGAAAGCGUUCAAGCUCAAUCCGUAUGAUAUCCUUGAUAUAGACUAUACUGCCACCGCUGGGGAUAUCAAGAAACGCUACCGCCAGUUAUCUCUCUUCAUCCACCCGGACAAGACCCCCCAUCCGCGUGCGCCAGACGCCUUUGACCUGCUUAAGAAAGCCGAGUCUGACCUGUCCAACGGAGAGAAACGUGAAGAGCUAGACGCGGUGAUCAGUGCCGCGCGAGUGCAGGUGCUGAAGCAGCACUCUUUGCCUACUAGUAUCACCGAUUUCGACGAUGAGAGGAUCAAGGAGAAGGGACUCAAGUUUAGGGACUUGGUCAGGGCGAAGAGUAAGGAGUUGCUUGUUGAGGAGGAGUUGAGAAGGCGGAGAGCGGUCAAGAUGAACCUCGCUAAUGAGGGACUGGAGGCUAAGAAGAAAGAGGAAGAGAUCGCGACGAAGAAGCGCAAGGCAGAUGAUGAUGUUAAGUGGGAACAGAACAGAGAACACCGGGUGGACAGUUGGCGUGCUUUCCAGCAGGGACCGAAGAAGAAAAAGAAGAAGACGAAUGUGCUUGGUUGA
Dacryopinax primogenitus is the source of this 639-nucleotide messenger RNA. Its product is annotated as DnaJ-domain-containing protein. The record is from RefSeq and is a predicted model, not a curated record. Bases 1 to 639 code for a protein of 212 amino acids. The transcript has 6 exons. Lineage: Eukaryota; Fungi; Basidiomycota; Dacrymycetes; Dacrymycetales; Dacrymycetaceae.